CAUGGCUAUAAAAGAGCCACAGAGGUACCGGAUGGUAUCAUAUUAAUUCGUUUCUAGUUUUUUUUUGGAAGCGUUUCAGUUCUACAUUCCUUCAAAGUAUUGUGCUCGUAACUACAACUAGGUAAGGGUGUAACAGUAACAUCGAGAUGCGACAUGCGCGCUCUGUGUUCGGUUCGCGGGCCGUUAGGCGGAGACACUCGCGCUCUAGGCGCGGGUGCUCGGUUUCUGUCCCUCCGCAUGCCCGGUCAAGCACAGCCUCUUCACUUCGUUGUGGAAGCAAAAUCAAGAGUCAAAGAGUUAAAAGCAUUGGUCAACGGACAUGUCCAGCUACGAGGCAUGACCGAUACGGAUUUUUUCGGAUUAGCUGUAUUACAAAACGGCGAGUAUUUGUUUGUUGAUUUGGAGAGCAAAUUGUCGAAGUACGCACCAAAGAGUUGGAGAUCAUCACACACUCAUGGAUUAGAUGCAAAUGGAAAACCUCUCCUGGAAUUGCAUUUUAUCGUCCAAUUCCACGUUGAAAGUCCAUUACUAUUGCAUGAUGAAGUUGGACGCCGUUUGUACUUCUUACAAUUACGUCACAAUAUUCGAACCAGAGACGCUUUACCUGCGGAGAUGGUGCUUUUGCUUUCUGGCUUGGCAUUACAAGCAGAGUAUGGAGACGCAGACGCCUACGAUAAUCAUGAUUACUUCAAAGUUGAAGAAUACGCACCUGCGUCGCUUACAGGAGACUGGGUGGCUGCGGCAAUGCGCGCUUGCCAUCGUGAGCACCACGGCUUAUCAAAAACAGAAGCAGAGACGAGAUUUAUACGUGAAGUUUGUUUGUUACCGGACACGCUAAAUUCGCACCGAUACCGCUUAAAACAAAGUAAAUCAGAACCAGAACCCGGAACCGUUUGGUUACUCGUUACGGCAAAAGGCAUAAAAAUCUUACCAGAUAACGGAACCCUGUCGGAUUUUAUUUGGAGUGCUAUAGGAAAACUCAGUUUUGAUCGAAAGAAGUUCGAGAUUAGAACGGACGACGGCAAAAUAACUUUGUACUCGUCGAGCGAAGAAAAGUGUAAAUACCUUUUCGCUUUAUGUAAGGAAACCCAUCAGUUUUCAAUGAAAAUAGCACCAAGAUUCAGUGAGAUUUUAAGAAAAGAGGAGGAAGAACGUAAACUUUGUUUUGGCUAUUCAAAAUCUUUUAACUCUCGGUACAACCAAAACAAAAGUGAGCAGAGAAUAUCGGUCAUCUCUUCAACGAGUUCCAACACAACAUCAGGUAUUGUCAGUGACAGAGUGCAAUCCGAAGAUGAAUUAGAAAUUAUGAUCGACUCCCCUCCGGCACCUUCUACGGAAAGUUUGGCUAUUGCUCAUUUGUUAGACAGCUCGAAUUCGUACGUUAUCAGUCAAUCAACUCAAGAAAAUAUAUCUAAUAGCUUAUCACCUUUUCAUUUUCAAAAAUCGAGAUUCAAAUCAAAACGCACAAAGGAAGAAUGUGACAAUACUUUAAAAAAUGAAACCUUCAAUCCGGAAGCAGUACAACAUUCGAUAAAUCAGAUGGAUGAAACGACUUCUUUGCCUGAUCAAAGCGUUGUCGAAAGCGACAGUCCGACUUCAAGCAAAUUAAAAUGUACUGGAUCGCAAUGCUCAUCAUCAUGCAGUACAGUUAUAAUGACUAGGACGGGUCUAAGUACUCUAAGUAGAACAUCAAACGCGAGCAGCUUAGAAUUAGGAUACAGUCAUACGGCUCAAAAUUCAAUGAUCAGUGAUAAUAGCACAGGUGGUAUAGACUUAGAAUACUCCCAAGAUACCGCUUCAGCAUUAUAUGAUGGGUUAGGUCAACCGGCAACCAUAGCUGCUUCUAGUGAAACAAGCGGUGUUUAUACAAUGACUAGUUCAGAAUUAACAACUAGAUUAAAAAUAGAUGCAAUGUCAGAAGAUAGCCGAACAGAUUACGAUGAAUCUCAUUAUGAUUGUUAUAAGCAAGCAAAAGAGAAUGAUCUUGCAGAGUUUGACAGCAUUUCGUCUAUUCUUAAAAAUAAAGCAAAAACACUGAAUCACGUAACGAAUAGAUUACAAGUGCCAAGUUCCGAUUGCGUUGAUGGUUCAUCGAAGUAUGCAAAUCAGGAUCACGAUAAAGAAAACAUUAUACUUUUUAGAGAACGAACAAACUCCAACGUAAGUGCUAGUUCGUUCCAUGGAGACGGAAGUGACCCAACAGAUAAUAAGCAUAACUUAUUAACAGCUAGUGAAUUAAGUGAUUUGAUUGUUGGAAGGGGUGUUUAUCCUAAAAAACAAUCAGUGAGUGACACUCUGGAUUCCGUAUCCGAUUAUGUAAGGCUUCCUUUACCUUUCUCUGGGGACAGUUAUCUCCCGGGUCAUGAAGACACUGCCCCUUGCGAUGACAACUACCCCAACAAUCAAUUUUUCGACCGACCUCCGACUCCUCCGACUAGAAUAGACAGCCGUAAACUGCUCAAUUUGUCUUUACCAAAUAUAUUAGACAUAAAUCUGGAUACGUUUAAUAAGCCCAGUUUUCCUCAAAAACCGCCACCGCCGUAUGAAUUUAACCACAGAACAGUUCCAUCACAAAUAAAAACGCCGUUAAAAGACCCUCCUGCGUAUCCUGGAUGCUCAUUGAGUACAUUGAGUACAUCCUUGACGCAUUUGUCAGAUAAAGAAGAAGUAUCUGCAAGGAUGGUCACGUCCAAACCAAUGAUUACUAUACUGAAAGCAGAAGCAGGAGAAGUGAAUACACCCUGUGAAAGAACUUUCGCUAGUCCCAUGGUGCUGGAACAUAGAUUUCAAAAAUCAAAAAGACAUCAGGCUUCAAGUCGUAGAGCCGAAAGAUCAAAAUUAGCUCAAGGAAUAAGUAAUCUAUCUCCAUCAAGAGAAGUCCCUCCACCCCUUGGAGUUGAUUCAAACGUGUUUGUAGCGAUGAUGAAGUUACCUCCACCUCCGCCCCCACCAAGACGAUCUAGGCUUCCACCACCUCCACCAGUCACUAGAAUACCUCCUCCACCUCCCCCACAUAAUCCUAUUUUUCAUCAACAGCUGUACAGCGACGUCGAUUACGUUUAUUACCCUCUACAAGAUCCAGCAAUUUCUCAACAAAAUUAUCUUGAUCACAAACUAACAGAAUCCAGACUGACAAAUAUGCAAAAAAACAGUUUGCAAUACAGAAGCACGCCGUACUUAUCAACAUCUUUGUCUGCAUCGUCCGUAUACGGCUCAAUACAAAACCUUUCGGAUUCUUAUAUCCAACUUCCGGGAACGCGUGCGAGCUGGUAUUCAUUAACGAGCAAAACAACUCUCAGCAAUCAUUCCAUCAAUGUGGAUAGGCCGCAUAUGCCGCCAUGUUUCGUAGAUUUUUCACGACCUAAACCUGACGAAAAGGUUCUCAUAAAAGAACCACCACCGGUGAAAAUGAGGAGAAUGCCACCGCCGCCGCCGCCACCCUACGAGCACAAGAAAAAACUGCCACCACUAAAAGAACCGAAACAACCACACGGCAGUGCAAAUGUGAAAAGUGAAUUUAGUGCUAAUAAAUUACACGCUAAUAACUGUGAUUUGGACAUUAAAACGCUUAGGGAAAAAAGCAAAAACCUAGACUUACCUCUUAUAGCGGCAUUGUGUAAUGACCGCUCUUUACUCAAACAAACUAAAGCUUUUGGUGCUCCAAAGUUAUCGAAACAAACAUGUACUGAUUAUGACAGUGAACGUGCAAAGUCCGCUCCCAACACCACCGAUAACGUAGAUAUAAGAAAUAAACAAGAAAUCAAUGUCAAAAGAGUUGCAGGGUCGCAGAAAAAGAUUUUGUUAAGAAAUCCUACAGACAAACUUCCCGCAUUACCAGGGUCGGAAGUGCAUACACCUAGAGCCAUGUCUAACACGUACGUUGUGCACCCCGCAGUAGUAAAAAAUAAAAAAAUUCAACCAAACUCAUGACAUCAUUAACUUUGUCUCGUCUAUGCUACUUGUGAAUCCUUCCAGUGCUAUGAUCUUUCAUCCACCGAUUCGGUAUCAUUAAAAGACUGAUAUUAUGCAUCAUGACAAUCCAACUUGGGCCCACAUAAUCUAAAUUCAACUUCACAUUAUUUAUCUUUGUUGUUAAAGUUUUCUUGAAUUAUACAAUUAUGUUUAAUAAACAAUAAUAAUUUUAAAUAUUUACUACACUCGUCACAAUUAACUAUUAAUGUGGACCCAAAUAAUGUAAUUACUUAACAUUUAAUAUGUACAUAUUUUUGAUAAUUUCUUUUUUUUCUUGUUAAUAUCAAUAUUUAAUAUGUAAAAAAUCAAUGUUUGUUUGAUUUAAAUUGACCUCAAAAAAUGAAACUUAUAAGAUAGUACAUUUAUGAUGUACGUAAUAAUAAUAUUAUUACCUAUGCAGAAUGCCUAAUUCAUAUUUAAGUACCUUGAAUAAAUUAAUGUAGCGAAAAGUAAACGAUUUUUUUUUUUUUAAGUGGGCCGGAA
Messenger RNA from Bombyx mandarina (wild silkworm), 4455 nucleotides. It is a transcript of the gene ex, whose product is annotated as FERM domain containing expanded. Gene Ontology annotation, cellular component: cytoplasmic side of apical plasma membrane; cytoskeleton. Lineage: Eukaryota; Metazoa; Arthropoda; Insecta; Lepidoptera; Bombycidae. Gene Ontology annotation, biological process: positive regulation of hippo signaling. The record is from RefSeq and is a predicted model, not a curated record.